Molecule: messenger RNA, 1931 nt
Organism: Annulohypoxylon maeteangense
Lineage: Eukaryota; Fungi; Ascomycota; Sordariomycetes; Xylariales; Hypoxylaceae
Product: carbohydrate esterase family 15 protein
Exons: 5
Coding region: 531-1793 (420 amino acids)
Source: RefSeq, a predicted model, not a curated record
CAAUCAAAGAUGCACAGUCUAGGAGCGAUCUAGCCUCUUAAUCCGUUCGUAUGCUGGCUAGUGGAUUUUCAUCUCGAUUCAGACUAUGCAGAGUUUUGCGGCUUCAUCACAGCUAAGUAAAUGAAGAAAAUAGGAAAUAUCUCGAUAUUUAUUAAAGAGGACAUUGAGACAAACAUGCCUCUACUGUAAAAUACAUCUACUUGGGCACAACCAAAAUUUUGUUCAGAGAGAAGGCAUACUAGGUAUACGACUAAACCCUGAUGAGCCUCAAGUUUAAGCUGGUUGUUCGAGCUUCUAAAAUCUAAAAAUAUCCGGUUUGCUAUCUCGGGGUAGCGGCAAUAUCAAUGUACGGCAAGGAGGUCCAGGUUCCGGAAGACGCCGAUGUCACCUCGCCGCUCCCACGCGUUGGGGUGAUAUAGACUCAUAUAUUAUCUCGUCAAGGCAUGCGAAACAUGAAGUGAUGAUCAUAUUCUGGAUUAUACAACUUACCUUGCCUCGAUUCUUUUUUUCUAGGAAGACCGUCAAAAAAUAUGCCAUCUCCUAAGUCCGCCGCCAUCAUCGGCACCAUCGCUCUCCCUUUUUUAGGGGCAGCAUUUCCAUCAGUAGCGCCGGCAGCCGAGUGUGCGCCGGUUCCGUCCGCGGGCAAGUAUCCCACAUACCAGCAGCUUCCCACGCAGACGACGCUCCCAGACCCGUGGCUGCCGCUAGCAUACACCACGACCGACAGCAAAGGUGGUGACUCGCCGUCCUUCGCGUCUGAUGUGAUGGUAGGUAAGGGUAAGAAUCGGAUCCAGACGCCCGAGGAAUGGUACCGAUGCCGACAGCCCGAGAUCCUUCAGAUGCUACAAGAAUAUCAAUACGGUUACUACCCCGACCAUUCCCAAGAGACGGUCAAGGCAACACGUAGUGGCAACACAGUUAAUAUCGAAGUGACGGCAGGGGGAAAAACGGGGAAAUUCAGCGCCACACUAGCAUUGCCAUCGACAACGCCUGCUCCCGUCGUAAUCAAUAUCGGAGGUAUGACGAACCAGCCAUAUCUCCAGGCCGGCAUCGCUGUCGUCGGCUUCGAUUAUUCUCGCGUGGCGGCCGAUAGCAAUGCUGGGACCGGCGCCUUUUGGGAUAUCUACAAAGGACAGGAUAUCGGCGUCCUCACUGCAUGGGCGUGGGGUUUCCACCGCGUGCUCGACGCGCUCAAUACCACGGUACCUGAAAUUGACAGCACGCGUGUGGGCGUGACAGGGUGUUCGCGGCUCGGCAAGGCGGCGCUCGCGGCCGGGCUGCUCGACAAGCGUAUCACACUGACGAUGCCGAUGAGCAGCGGGGUGCAGGGGCUCGGACCGUACCGGUACCAUGGGCUGAGCGGGCAGGAUGAGACGCUCGAGAACAGCAAGAGCGGGGCCGGGUGGUGGACGGACAAGACACUAGGCACGUUCGUGAACCACGCUGAGAGUUUGCCGUACGACGCCCACACCAUAGCCGCCGCCAUCGCGCCUCGUGCGCUCGUUAUCGAUCAGGGCACCGGCGAUCAGUUUACGAAUUCCAAGGGCACUUCCGUCAUCGUCUAUCCCGCCGCCAAGCUCGUCUACGAUUGGCUGGGCGUUCCCGAUCAGAUCGCCAUGUCCGUCCGCGGUGGUGGCCAUUGCGACAUGAGUGGAUUUAACAGCGUUCUGCCCUUCGUAACGAAGGUACUCCAGAACCAGACCAUCACUAAAGACUAUGAUGAUUUGGGGAGUUACGGUUCUCCGAUGACAACGGCAUAUCCCUGGGCCACUGCGGUACCCAAGGCGGCAUGAAUUUUAUGAAAAUUUACGGUAGCAAAUAUCGGGAUAUCGGGAUAUCGGGGUCUGUGUACAAACAAAAAGAAUCAGAAUCGCAAAACUUUGGAUUUCAAGAACUAGUUCCAAGUAUUUUGUUUACACGUAGCCAGCAAA